GCGCGGGCGGGAGGAGGCGCUCAGGCCGGCGACGCCCCUCGAGGAAGUCUGCCCUUUAAUUCCGAGCGGGGAUCCGCGGGCUCGGCCUUUGCGAGGCGACGGGCGUGCAGCGGGGACGUGCUACCCGGCAGCUCCGUGCGCUUGGCUCCGCGGUCAUGGGCGGAGCGGCCUCCAGCCAGCUGGACGAGGGCAAGUGCGCCUACAUCCGAGGGAAAACUGAGGCUGCUAUUAAAAACUUCAGUCCCUACUACAGUCGUCAGUACUCAGUGGCUUUCUGUAACCAUGUGCGCAGCGAAGUUGAACAACAACGAGAUCUUGCAUCACAAUUUUUGAAGACCAAGCCACCACUGGAGCCUGGAGCUGUGCUGUACGAAGCAGAGCUCUCACAGUUUGCAGAAGACAUAAAGAAAUGGAAAGACAGAUACGUUGUGGUUAAAAAUGAUUUUUCUGUGGAAAGCUAUGAGAACAAAGAGGCCUAUCAAAAAGGAGCUGCUCCUAAAAGCCGAAUUCUUCCAGCUGGUGGCAAGGUGUUAACCUCAGAAGAUGAAUAUAAUGUGUUGUCUGAUAAACAUUUCCCAGAUCCCAUUGCCGCCAGUGAGAAAGAAAAUUCUCAGCCCUUUGUGGUCCUGCCAAAGGCAUUCCCGGUGUACCUAUGGCAGCCCUUCCUGAGACAUGGCUACUUCUGCUUCCACGAGGCUGCUGACCAGAAGAGGUUCAGCACGCUCCUGAGUGACUGCAUCAGGCACCUGAAUCACGAUUAUAUGAAGCAGAAGACAUUUGAAGCCCAAGCCUUUUUAGAAGCUGUGCAGUUCUUCCGACAGGAGAAGGGUCAUUAUGGCUCAUGGGAAAUGAUUGCUGGGGAUGAAAUCCAGGUCCUUAGUAACUUGGUGAUGGAGGAGCUCCUACCAACCCUUCAGACAGAUCUGCUCCCUAAAAUGAAGGGCAAGAAAAAUGACAGGAAGAGGGCCUGGUUUGGGCUCCUGGAAGAAGCCUACAACCUGGUUCAGCACCAAGUCUCGGAAGGAUUAAGUGCCUUGAAGGAAGAAUGCAGAUCCCUGACAAAGGGCCUGGAAGGAACAAUUCGUUCAGACAUGGAUCAGAUUGUGAAUUCAAAGAACUUUUUAAUUGGAAAGAUCAAAGCAAUGGUGGCCCAGCCAGCAGAGAAAACCUGUGGGGAAAGUGUGCAGCCCUUCCUGGCGUCCAUUCUGGAAGAGCUCAUGGGGCCCGUGAGCUCGGGGUUCAGUGAAGUACGCUCACUUUUUGAAAAAGAAGUGGAUGAGCUCAGCCAGAGCUUUCAGACCACCGAGGACAGCACCCGGCUAAGGGAGCACCUAGAUCAGCUUAUGAAUCUGCCACUAGAUUCUGUGAAGAUGGAGCCUUGCUACACUAAGGUCAACCUGCUUCAGGAGCACCUGCAGGAUCUCAAGAGCCGCUUCAGAUUCCCACACGUGGACCUGGUGGUCCAGAGGACACAGAACUACAUGCAGGAGCUAAUGGAGAACGCGGUGUUCACUUUUGAGCAGUUGCUCUUCCCACAUCUCCAAGGAGAGGCCUCCAGGACUGCGGCCGCCCUGGAGAAGGUGAAGCUCCGAGUCCUAAAGCAAUACGAUUAUGACAGCAGUACUAUCCGGAAGAAGAUCUUUCAGGAGGCACUGGUGCAAAUCACGCUUCCCACUAUGCAGAAGGCCCUGGCGUCCACAUGCAAACCGGAGCUUCAGAAAUAUGAGCAGUUCAUUUUUGCAGAUCAUACCAACAUGAUCCAAGUUGAAAAUGUCUAUGAAGAGAUUUUACAUCAGCUUCUCCUGGACGAGACUUUGAAAGUGAUAAAGGAGGCUGCUGUCUUGAAGAAACACAACUUAUUUGAAGACAACAUGGCUUUGCCUAGUGAAAGUGUGUCCAGUUUAACAGAUCUGAAACCCAUCAUAGGAUCAAACCAGGCCAGUCCUGCCAGAACAGUGUCUGCCAUUCUGCCUGGAGCUCUAGAUAGUGAGAACCCGAGUAAUGAAGUGUUCCCGGAGUCAGAGGAAAAGAAGCAGCCUGGAGAUCCCAGUUUAUUGGCCAAACAGGAAAACCUUUCUCGCACCCAGCCCAGCUCUGCCCUGGUUGAGGAUGAGCAGGUGACUAUCUCAAGCACAGAGGACCCUGCUGUGACUCCUGUGGCCGCAGAGCAUGUGGAAGAUACUGUGGGCGUGUGUUCAUCAGAGCCAGAAUUGCAAGGAACCGCUGAGGAUGAGGAGCCCCUCUGUGAAAAGCCAGAAUCCACUUCUGCCUCAAAAUCCUUGAAGGAACUCAGAGAAUUGUUAGUGGUGACUGGGGAAGUGCCAGUGGAGUCUGCUGUGGUGAUUGAAAAAGACACAGAUGAAGAGACACUGGUUCUCCAAGAAAAUGAAAAAGAAGAGGAAAAAACCCAAAUCAGCACAGAAGCCAGUAAGGCAGCUGCCCCACAGGAGGAUAGUCAUGAAGAAAGUGAAGUCAGUCAGAGGGAAGCCCCGUCUCCUCCUCCAGAGGCUGAGGCCCCCACAGUAAACAUGGGAGCAUUUCCUGAGGAGAGCAGCUCUGCUCCUCAGCCAGCCUGUGGCAAGCUCACUGGAGACCUCACCGAGUAUACCAGCUGCCCAGACCCUACUGCAGAGCCAAUGGAGGCCACAGAAUCUUGUGAGAGGGAGCUUGCAGUGAGGGCCGCCACUCUGCAUGCCCACGAAGAAGCGGCCAUGGGGAGUGCUGUUGAGUGCCAGGCCACAUGUCAAGAAGUUGGCACUUUCCAUUCUGACCCCAUCUGUUCCAGGGAGAGCCAGGUUCCUGAGGAACAAGAAGCAACAGAAGGGCGAAGUGUGAUGGCCCCGACUAUGACCAGUGUGGAUACAGAGGCUGUUAAUCCUUCGCCUGUUUUUGAGUGUCAGUGGGUGGUUGAGAAUGCUCCCAACACAGAUGCCCUACAUUCACUUCAAGAUGAUGCGAAGGAGGGAGAAAGUUGUCAGGAGAGCUCCCCAGAGCAGCCCUCAGAGGAGUGAUAAUAGGCACAGUUUGGAAAGUCUUUCUUUGAACAAAGUCAUAGGAUUAUAAUGAUGGGUCUAUGUGGGAGUUGCAUGUGAUUUGCCUGAAAAAAAAAAUUGUGAAAUAUUUCUUUAAUCUGAAUAAUGAAGCGAGAGGAAAUGCACACAGGCUACGAGCACAGAGGCCAAGCUUUGUGGAACUGAACUGCCUCACCAUCCCUUACUGCUUUAGCAUUUUCACAGGAAUCACAAAGGCACGGGCGUGUUGGGGCGACGGGGAGCUGGAGGGGCCCGAGAGAAGCAGCAGUGAUAUAUCGGAGACUGAACGCAGCAGGGGCACAGUUCUCGAUGUUCCACAUGUUUCAGUGGUGCAAUUUUCUACUGCACUUUAAGGCUUUUUAAUGUUUUGUAAGAAUGUAAAUGUAUACUGCAAUUUCUGCCUCACUAUUUGCUCUAUCCACCUCCUGCCCUCUUAAGGACUCAGCAUUUGUGCCUAGUCAGGCUGCAGGCAGGGGAAGGCCAUAAGCACCAGUCACCCCUGAUGUGUGCAGCCCACAGAGCCAUUCAUACCCAGUGUAGAUCUUGGGAGAAACUGAGUAGAAACCACGGGAGGAAAAGCUGUGGUCUAUGGGACUGUUACUAAUUCUGCUAUCAAUUUCUUGUUAACUAACGUGUUGAUUUUUAUCAAUUAAUCACCUUUUAAGGAGAUUCAGAUGAGGCAAGGAAAUUGUAUUGGCAAGUAUAAGCCUGAAAGCAUUCCAAAUUAGUCUUAGACUGCAAAGAGCUCAGCUAAAUAAUCAAGCCUAAAGCCAACCAAUUAAACAAACUUUAUUUGAAUAGGUACUGCAUGCUACAGACUGUAUUCAGCAUAGUAAUAAAGAAAAAGAAAAAAAAGUGAUUUGUCUUAUGUAAAUCAAAAGGCCCAUGAGAAUUUAGAAGAAGAAAUCAUGCCAAUUUUUGAACCAUGAUAGUCUCCCCCAAACCCCAGACAGUCCUGGUUUAUUCUCAGAUACAGAAUGAAUGAAUGAAUACAUGAAUACAAAAGCCAAGGCGUAGACCACCAAGCUCCUAGUGUCACAAAAAUUAGAAAUCGUUUGUUUGGUCAUUCAGCAAAUUAAGUGAGUCCCUGCUAGGUACCAACCACUGGUGAUAGUCUGAAUGACAGUUCUUUUCUUCCUGAAAGGAAAUAGAAAUGUGUUUUCUAAAUGGAUAGUAAGAUGUAACUGUUAAUGUCAAAAAUGGAAUGGAAGGCCGGCCUGAUAGCUCAGCAGACUAAAGCGCCUGCUUAGGCAGAGGGCAGCCGCCAGGGUU
Molecule: messenger RNA, 4304 nt
Organism: Octodon degus (degu)
Lineage: Eukaryota; Metazoa; Chordata; Mammalia; Rodentia; Octodontidae
Gene: Niban1
Product: family with sequence similarity 129 member A
Exons: 14
Coding region: 156-3011 (951 amino acids)
Source: RefSeq, a predicted model, not a curated record